This is a messenger RNA of Suncus etruscus (white-toothed pygmy shrew), 3362 nucleotides long. It is a transcript of the gene AMOTL1, whose product is annotated as angiomotin like 1. The coding region runs from base 139 to 2916 and encodes 925 amino acids. Gene Ontology annotation, biological process: establishment of cell polarity involved in ameboidal cell migration; hippo signaling; regulation of cell migration. Gene Ontology annotation, cellular component: bicellular tight junction; cytoplasmic vesicle; plasma membrane. The transcript is spliced from 13 exons. The record is from RefSeq and is a predicted model, not a curated record. NCBI's taxonomy places the organism in Eukaryota, Metazoa, Chordata, Mammalia, Eulipotyphla, Soricidae.
GGGUUUCCGGGCCCCCGAGUGGCGAGAGCGCGCGGGGCGCGGAGCAGCGGCCGCCGCGUGGAGCGCCCCAAGGGAACAGGGCGGACCCCAAGGCGCUGCCCCGCCCCGGCCAGGCCCGGGACGAGCCAUGGUGGCCUCAUGUGGCGGCCAGCGCCGCGCCGGGGAGCGUGCGAGCCCGUGGGGAGAGGUGCCCCUCCAGCCUGCUACAGCCCUAGUGGCCCGCUGCCGCCGCUAGAAGAUCCUGGCACCUUCUUCGCCGACUUCCAGGUCUUCGCAGGGAGGCAUGGCGUGACUGCACUGACCGAGGCCGACGUGACGGACAUCAGGGCCAAAGCCGGCGAGGACCCUCUGUUCACCGCCUGCUCCGCGACCUUCCCGAGGGUCCCAGAGGUGGAGAUGAGAGGGUCCGAGGAGGUGGCUGCCGGAACCGUGUUGCAGCGGCUGAUCCAGGAGCAGCUGCGCUAUGGGCCGCCACCCGAGACCAUGAACCUGCUGGCCCUGCAGCACCAGGCCACGGGCAGCGCAGGCCCGGCCCGCCCUCCCGGCUUCCCUUCCACGGAGAGCCUGGCCCCCGAAGACCCACCAAUGGUCUACCAGUCGGCGCGCCAGGAACCGCAGGGCCAGGAGCACCAGGUGGACAGCGGGGCCAUGGAGAAGCAAGUCCGUGCAGCGCCACCACCACAAGGCAACGAGGAGCUGCCCACCUACGAAGAGGCCAAGGCGCAGUCCCAGUUCUUCCGGGGGCCACCGCCGCAGGGCUACUACCUGGCGGGGGGCGUCGGGCAAAAGGCCCGCUCCGAGGGACGCCCCACGGUGAGCCGGGCCCACAGUGGCCAGGCCCCCAAGGACGAGGCGCUCCGGGAGCUGAAGCAGGGCCAUGUGCGCUCUCUGAGCGAGCGCAUCAUGCAGCUGUCCCUGGAGCGCUCGGGGGCCACCAAGCAGCCCCCACAGGGACCCAGCCCCGGCCCUGGGAAGGGGCUGGACCCCCGUGGGCCGCCCCCCGACUACCCCUUCAAGGCCAAGACGGUGGUGUCGGCCGUGGGCAAGCCCCCUGAGCUCGGCCUCUUCUACCCGGAGCAGCACCCCAGUAUGUUGCAGGAGCUGCUCAAGCCCUACCCGGGGCCCCAGCCUGUGAGGACAGAAGUGGCCGUCCUACGCUACCAGCCUCCCCCGGAGUACGGCGUCACCAGCCGCCCGUGCCAGCUGCCUUUCCCGGCCACGGUGCCGCCACACAGCCCAGUGCCCUCCCAGGCCUCUGUGGUCAGCGGGCCGCUGCACUCUGUGUCCCUGCCUCUGCCGAUGCCGAUGGCCCUGGCUACUCUGCCUCCGCCACAGCCGCCGCCGCCGCCAGCCACCUCCCCUGGCCCGCAGCUGGGGCCCGACACGCUGGCCAUCGUGGAGCGGGCCCAGCAGAUGGUGGAGAUCCUGACGGGGGAGAACCGGGCUCUGCACCAGGAGCUGCAAGCCCACUGCGAGAGCUCCGAGAAGCUGCACAAGUUCGAGAAAGAGCUUCAGAGGAUUUCUGAGGCCUACGAGAGCCUGGUCAAGUCCACCAGCAAGCGCGAGUCCCUGGACAAGGCCAUGAGGAACAAGCUGGAAGGCGAGAUCCGGAGACUGCACGAUUUCAACAGAGACCUUCGAGAUCGCCUGGAGACGGCCAACCGGCAGCUGUCCAGCCUGGAGCGUGAGGGGCUGCAAGAGAGGGCAGCAGAAGGUCUGUACGCAACCCAGAACCGAGAAUUCUUGAAGGAGAAGGAGAAGUUGGAAAUGGAGCUAGCGACGGUGCGGACCGCGAGCGAGGAUCACCGGAAACACAUCGAGAUCCUGGAGCAGGCUCUGAGCAAUGCCCAGGGCAGGGUUAUCAAACUGGAGGAGGAGCUUCGGGAGAAGCAGGCGUAUGUGGAGAAGGUGGAGAGCUUGCAGCAGGCGCUGUACCAGCUGCAGGCAGCCUGUGACAAGCGCGAGCAGAUGGAGCAGAGGCUGCGCACCUGGCUAGAACGGGAGCUGGACGCAUUGAGGGCCCAGCAGAAACAUGGGGUGGGCCAACUAACCGGUGGCCCUGAGCCCAAUGCACCGGCCCUCCUGGAGCUGCUGCGGGAGAAGGAGGAGCGGAUCCUGGCACUGGAGGCAGACAAGACUCGGUGGGAGCAGAAGUACCUGGAAGAGAGCACCAUUCGCCACUUCGCCAUGAAUGCGGCAGCCAGUGCUGCAGCUGAGAGGGACACGACGCUCAUCCGCCACUCCAGGGCUGGCAGCUACGGGGAGGGCUCCCUGGAGGCCCAUGGCUGGCAGGAGGAGGAAGAGGUGGUACAGGCUACACGGCGGUGUCAGGACAUGGAGUUCACCAUCAAGAACCUGCACGCUAAGAUCAUCGAGAAGGACGCCAUGAUCAAGGUCCUACAGCAGCGGGCCCGCAAGGAGGCUGGCAAGCCUGACAGCACCAGCCUGCGGCCCGCCCGCUCUGUGCCAUCCAUCGCCGCAGCUUCGAGCACUCACUCACGCCAGACCUCCCUGACCAGCAGCCAGCUGGCCGAGGAAAAGAGGGAGGAGAAGCCGUGGAAGGGGAGCAUAGGGGUGCUGCUAGGAAAGGAACAGCAGGAUCCUGCACUCAGCCCACUGCCGCUUGGCCCACCGGCGCCCACCACGGUCGCCAGCAGCACCCAUGUCAAGACAAGCAGCAGGGACAGUGGCACGCAGACCGACCGGGGCUCUGAGCUCUUCCGGCCCCACACGGCCUCACUGCCCGGCCGCGGCCGGCUGAGUGUCACUCCAGCCAACAGCCCUGUCCUGAAGCAUCCUGCCCCCAAAGAGAACUGUCCCGGCCAUGGAAAGACGCUGGAGCACAAAGGCCGGGCCGGCAACCUGUUGCACAAGGGUGAGCUCCCAGAUAUGGAGAUGAUGGAAGUCCUCAUCUAGCUGCGUCCCUGAAAGGGUGGAGCCUCCCACUUGGGACACAGGCAGCCGGUGGUCAGAGGGGAGCCAUCCGGUUGGGACACAGGAGCAAGGAGAGACACAUGUUGUGUUUGUUUUAUUUUCUUCUUUCGUUCUUGGGUUUAUUUCAGUUUUCGUUUUUGUUUUUGGUAUCGGGCCAUACUUGGGACCAUGCAGUGCCAGAGAUGGGGCUGGAGGCGCCUGCCUGCCAACCCUGUGUCAACCCCAAAAGGUUCCAUGUGCUAGAGUGGGGAAUCUCCAUUGUACCCCUGUGUAUGUCGCGGAGGGGGUGAGUCAGCCGCAGAUAAACCUGGGUCCCUUUGGAGCGCCCACUCUACUCACCUUUCGGCAUGUUUUGCUCCCUAUGACAUCACAGGGUUUACUGUGAUGGGGAAAGGAAGAGAGAGGUGAGGUCAACAGGGUGGGCACUC